This is a messenger RNA of Physcomitrium patens, 4052 nucleotides long. RefSeq names its product putative sucrose-phosphate synthase 2. Gene Ontology annotation, biological process: sucrose metabolic process. Lineage: Eukaryota; Viridiplantae; Streptophyta; Bryopsida; Funariales; Funariaceae. Gene Ontology annotation, molecular function: sucrose-phosphate synthase activity; sucrose synthase activity. The record is from RefSeq and is a predicted model, not a curated record.
GAAAUCAGGCUCACCCUCAGCCACAGCCCAGCCAGACACGCCAAUCUGGCCCCGCGGCUGGCCCCGCGGACAAACGGAGGGACGGCCCGUGACAACAACAAGAAGAAGAAUCAGAAGCAGAAGCAGAAGAAGAAAUAGCGAAGAAGAAGAAGCAGCAGCAGAAGCAGCGAGUGAGAUACACGGACGCGCAGCCAUUCCGGCGUGGGAGAGGCGAGGCGCAGGCACUCUUCGCAAGGAUUCCAAUCCAUCGUGCUCCACCGUUGCGGUUGGGUCCGCAUACAAUUCGCCCGCCCUCCUCGUCACUUUCCGUUGAGUCAGGUGCCAAGGAUUGGGGAGGUUGGGUCGGCCAUGGUGCUCUGAAGUUUGUUGCGGGUGAAGAGUGCGGCGUAUGCGCCACAAGGAUUUGUGAGCGAUGGCGGUAGGAAAUGAGUGGAUCAAUGGGUACUUGGAAGCGAUUCUGGACACGGGAGAGAAGAUUACCGAUCACAAGCAUAUUGGAGAGGGGGUGAAUGAUUUCAAAGCGGCCAAAUACUUCGUGGAAACUGUCACCGGGUUCGAUGAGUCUUCUCUGUAUCGCACCUGGAUCAAGUCUCAAGCGUCGGCGACGAGGAGCUCUCAGGAGCGGACGCUGCGAAUGGAACAUCUUUGUUGGAGGAUUUGGCACAUUGCGAGGAAAAAACGAUUGAUCGAAUGGGAGGAUGCCCACCGACUGGCCCGGCGGCAUAUGGAACGUGAGCAAGGGAGGAAAGAUGCCACUGCAGACAUGUCCUCGGAUCUCUCGGAGGGUGAAAAAGAAACUACCCCAGCAGAUACCAUGCCUCGUGUGGAGAGCAGUCUCGCCCUCGCCAGCUCCAACGUCGGAGAAAUCACUACUCCCGAGAAAGAGAAACCUGACAAGCGUCUGUACAUUGUUCUCGUCAGUUUGCAUGGUCUUGUGCGCGGGGACAACAUGGAGCUUGGCCGAGAUUCAGACACUGGUGGGCAGAUCAAAUAUGUGGUUGAGUUGGCAAGAGCGCUGGCCUUGAUGCCCGAAGUCUACCGAGUGGACCUUCUCACUCGUCAAAUCUGCUCACCCGACGUGGAUUGGAGUUAUGGAGAGCCCACGGAGAUGUUGAGUAUGGGAUCCUACGACGACGUCGAAGAUGUUGGUGAGAGUAGCGGUGCGUACAUUGUGCGAAUUCCUUGCGGGCCAAGGGAUCAAUAUUUGAGGAAAGAACUUCUGUGGCCAUACGUCCAGGAGUUUGUGGACGGUGCUUUGGCUCACAUUCUGAACCUGUCGAAGGUCCUGGGCGAGCAAAUUGGAAGCGGGGGGCUUAUCUGGCCGCAUGUGAUUCACGGCCACUACGCUGACGCCGGCGAUAUUGCAUCACUCUUAUCGGGGGCCUUGAACGUUCCCAUGGUGUUAACAGGUCAUUCUCUCGGUCGAAACAAGCUUGAGCAGCUCCUGAAGCAAGGAAGGCAGACAAAGCAUGACAUCAAUGCCACGUACAAGAUCAUGCGGAGGAUUGAGGCGGAGGAGCUUUCGUUGGAUGCAGCUGAACUGGUCAUCACGAGUACCAAACAGGAAAUUGAAGAGCAAUGGGGCCUGUACGAUGGUUUUGAUGUCAAGUUGGAGCGUGUCCUGCGCGCCAGGGCUCGCCGAGGCGUUAACUGCCAUGGCCGGUAUAUGCCUCGGAUGGUGGUCAUUCCACCCGGAAUGGACUUCAGCAACGUAAUUGUGCAAGACACAGGAGAUGUCGUUGAAGACGGUGACGCUGUUCAGAUCACCAACAGUGACGCCUCCAAUGCAGUCCCCGUGUCUCCCCGAGCCAAACCACCUAUUUGGGAUGAAAUCAUGCGUUUCUUUACGAACCCGCACAAGCCCAUGAUUUUGGCACUAGCGCGUCCCGAUCCGAAGAAAAAUCUCACCACCCUGUUGAGGGCUUUCGGGGAACGUCGGACUCUGAGAGAGUUGGCUAAUCUGACGCUUAUUAUGGGAAAUCGUGAUGAUAUUGACGAAAUGUCUGGAGGUAACGCUGCAGUGAUGACCACUGUGCUCAAGCUGAUUGACAAGUACAACUUAUAUGGUCAAGUUGCUUAUCCCAAGCACCACAAGCAGGCAGAUGUACCUGAAAUUUACCGCCUUGCUGCGAAGACCAAGGGUGUAUUCAUUAAUCCUGCACUCGUAGAACCCUUUGGGCUUACUUUGAUCGAGGCAGCUGCACACGGCUUGCCCAUGGUUGCUACAAAGAACGGAGGACCUGUUGACAUUCACAAAGCUCUCUCGAAUGGUCUGCUUGUGGAUCCCCACAAUGAAAAGGAAAUUGCAGAUGCGCUGCUGAAGCUGGUUGCGGACCGCUCUCUGUGGAACCUAUGUCGCAAGAACGGAUUGAGGAACAUACACUUGUUCUCAUGGCCAGAACAUUGCCGAACCUACUUGUCUCGGAUCGCGUUGUGUCGCAUGCGACACCCACAGUGGAAGGCUGAGACCAGCACCGAGGACGAAGACCUUGAUUCUCAGGGCGACUCCUUGCGCGACGUCCAGGACUUUUCGCUGCGCCUCAGUGUCGAUGGCAACAUGUCCAUUUCAAAUCCUGCGGAUCUAGAGCGGCUUCUCAAGGGCCAAAGUAGUUUAGGGAAGAAGAAUGGGCUGGAGGACUUCAAGCCCCUGGCAGGAAAGCAGCGCACCGUGAGCGGACGCAUGGAAUCUAUGCAAGAGGAAGGGCCGGAGACAAGUAGGUUCAACUCAACAGGCACUCACAAGGCUCAACCUUUGAAGAAGCGGAGACGCCUCGUGGUCAUAGCUGUGGAUGGAUAUGAUCCCACCACCAACAAGCCCAGCAGCAGAUUGGAGAAUCUGAUUCAAGGCAUUGUGAAGUCGAUUCGGUCAGACUCGAACAUUCGAGUUCAACCUGGGUUGAUCAUCUCCUCUGCUCUGACGAAGUCGGAGACUGUUGCCAUGCUGAACUCUGCGGGGCUGUCUCACAUGGAGUUCGACGCUCUUAUUUGCAGCAGUGGAAGUGAGGUGUACUAUCCUGCCUCAAUUCAAGACGAUAGCGUCACAACGGACAACAGCGACUUGCAUGCAGACGAGGACUACAAAAGCCACAUUGACUAUCGAUGGGGCUACGAAGGCCUCCGCAAGACCAUGGCGCGCUUGAACACACCUGACACUGAGAGCGGUAGCAACGACAAGAUCUGGACCGAGGAUACAGCGAACUGCAACUCUCACUGCCUGGCCUACACGGUGACCAACUCGGACAUCGCCCCUACUGUGGAUCAGCUGCGACAGCGUCUGCGGAUGCGGGGACUACGAUGCCACGUGAUGUUUUGCAGGAAUGCUUCACGGUUGCACGUGUUGCCUCUUUUGGCAUCUCGUUCACAAGCUCUGAGGUACUUCUUUGCUCGCUGGAAUGUGGAUGUCGCCAACAUGUUCGUGGUCGUGGGCGAAACCGGUGACACCGAUUAUGAAGGACUGUUGUCAGGGACCCACAAGACCAUUAUCAUAAAAGAUGUUGUAGCGGAAAGCUCCGAGAGGAAGCUCCGUGCAACUGGCAACUACGGCCGAGAAGAUGUUGCUCCAAUUGAGAGCUCCAAUAUGGUCGUCACCGAACCCAACUCCGUUUGUGAUGUACUUUUAGACGCACUCAAAUAUUGACAGUAAAAGUUCCUCUGGGUCUUAAUUCCUGUGAGUCCCCAUUCUGAUCCUUUUCCUCCCUCUCCCUCUCUCUCUAUCUCUCUCCUUUUCCUCUCCUUUUCCUCAUGAAAUUAGAGACUGGUCUCAGGUUGAGUGCCAUGGUCUGCCAACCUUGAAGGUCAAAAUAUCUCUAUACUCCUAUUGAGAGUUGCCCAUAGUUCUCUGCUGUCCGAGGGAGGCUUGUGAGUGGUAGCAGCGCAAUGUGAAGAAAACUGUAUGCAAAAUGAGAGCUUGUAGAAAUGGUAUGGCUGGUGACAAAAUCACAAUGGCACUGAAAAUGCAAUUCUGUAUUUCAUUAUUUUUCUUUUUCUUUUUCUUUUUUAAUAUGAGGUCUCUACUCUAUUCUUUAUCCGUGCUUCUCGUAGGCUCGGGAUCC